Prorocentrum cordatum is the source of this 1523-nucleotide messenger RNA. The record is from the annotation of a GenBank genome assembly. NCBI's taxonomy places the organism in Eukaryota, Dinophyceae, Prorocentrales, Prorocentraceae.
GCGCCACGGGCAUGAAGGCCUGGCGUCCGCUCGACGGCUCGGAGCCGGAGGUGACGAACCUGGCCCGGCGGGCGGAGAGGCACGAGCUCGUCGCGAUGAGCUCCGAGCAGCUGCGCAUCCUCCGCUGGGUCCAAAGCCAGGCGCAGGUCGUGUCCUUAGACGGAACUGGCUACGACGGCCCGACUAACACAACGGCAGUCGUCACCCACGCCGGGCGCGACUUCCUGGACUACAUCGACAGCGCAACCAUGCUGGCGCUGACGCUGCAGAGGUAUUUGCCCGAGGUUCCGCGCUUCGCCAUCGUGAUCAAAGGGAUGGACCACAAGUACACAACGCAGCUGAGGGAAGUGGGCUGGCACCUGGUCGAGGUGGAGGACUGGGGCAAGGACCACUGUGGCGCGGACUGUGGCUCGGGCUUCUUGGGGCGCUGGGGCGACAGCUUCGAGAAGCUCAACGUGUGGCGCUUUCCCUUUGAGCGUGUGCUCUUCCUGGAUUCGGACACGUACGUCCUCAGCAGCGAGAUCCGCAAUAUACUGGACGUGGAGCUUGGCCCGAACCAGAUCGCCAUGACGCCCGACGGCUGCAAACCCGAGCAUAACAGCGGUAUGCUGCUGUUCCGUCCAGACCUCGGCGCCUUUACGCGCCUGAUGUCUGAGAUUGCCUUGCACAGCGGCGGCCGUGAGGUCCUGGACCAGACUGUCAUCAACCUGGAGUACAAGGACAACAUCGUCACUCUGGACAAGAAGUACAACUGCAUCGACUACUCCGUGGACUGGCGCUGCCCCCUAUCCUGCGGCAACGACACCGUUAUCGCCCACUUCACUGGUGCACCGAAGCCCACCAGACAGAGCGUGUGGAACUUGGAGAGGGUACGCGCCUUGAACGGGAGCGAUGCCUGCAUUCACACCAACCGCGGGUGUUGCGGCUUCUGGUCCAUGUACUUCUGCGACAUGAAGAAGAGCCAGGCGCAUCUCAGCGCCCGCCUGGGGAAGGCGCUGAACGAGACUGGCCCCUGCUUGGUUCCGGGGAUGGCCGAUGCCGCGGAGAACGACUUGGCACAGACCGCGGCAGAGGAUACUGGGAUCACGGUCGAGGAGAGGCGGAGACGGAAGGCAGAGGAGGAGGAGGAGGCGGUGGCCAGAGAGGAGCAGGCCGACGCCGUGGCUUUCGAGCGCCGCUACCGCGAGUCAGAGCAGCAGCGCGCAGCAGCAGGUGGCGGAAGCCCGCAGCGGCCCGUCGGCCUCAACGAGCACGCGCGCGCGCCGCGCCUCCGCGACCUCGACGUUGCGAGCUCCGCUGGCGACUCCGCGUCCUCCCUGGAGAGCCCCGCGGACUCCGCCAGCGGCUCCGCGCCCGCCCUGGGCGCCGCCAGCGCCGCCGCCGAUUUGGCCAGCGAGGGAGCCGCCGUCGGCUUCGCGCCCGCUCCGGCCUCGGCUUCCCAGGGCACCGCCGCGCCCCGCGGCCACCCGGGCACCUUGCGCGGGCUGCUGGGCCGCCUCCGUCACGCGGCAUCCUGGCGAUGA